This is a messenger RNA of Cyprinodon tularosa, 474 nucleotides long. Its product is annotated as phospholipase A2 inhibitor and Ly6/PLAUR domain-containing protein-like. The transcript is spliced from 5 exons. The record is from RefSeq and is a predicted model, not a curated record. The coding region runs from base 1 to 474 and encodes 157 amino acids. Lineage: Eukaryota; Metazoa; Chordata; Actinopteri; Cyprinodontiformes; Cyprinodontidae.
AUGAAGCUGAUUGUUUCUCUGACUAUCAUUUGGGCUCUUUACAGCAGAGCUGGGGCCCUGCAGUGCAUCACCUGCACCGAUCCGUCAUGUUCAAUCUCAGUAUCACAACCAUGUGGCUCAGAGACGAUGUGCAUAACAGCUAACAUUAGAGGAACUCAGAAUGGAGUUACAGGAACACAAAUCUACAAGGCCUGCGCACCACCCUCUCUGUGUCCAGCCACAGGCAGUCAGACGUUUUCAGUCAACUUGGGUUUACAAAGCGCAAUUGCAUCUGCUGAGUGCUGCAACACUGACAACUGCAAUUCACAAACUCUGACUUCGCCACCUCCUCAGUCAGUAAACUCCCUUCAGUGUAUUGUUUGUAACCCCUUCACAUCUGAGUGCGCCACUCCCAUCACAUGUUUAGGACCUGAGACCAACUGUAUGACAGCAACUGAAAGCAAGAAAGCAGUCUUCUGCUGUUUGAAUAUUUGA